Arabidopsis arenosa is the source of this 924-nucleotide messenger RNA. The record is from the annotation of a GenBank genome assembly. NCBI's taxonomy places the organism in Eukaryota, Viridiplantae, Streptophyta, Magnoliopsida, Brassicales, Brassicaceae.
GCUUGAUCCAACAACGCCACCAUUAUGUAUUUAUGUCUAUAAAUGUGGUCCUCGUUUCUUCUUGUUUUAAUCAAAAAUUUAGAAAAAAAGAGAAAUGGAGAAUAAUCCAAGAAGCUCAUCGUCUCUCCCUUUGGCCGGACGUGUAGCUAUAGUGACUGGAGCCACCAGAGGCAUGGGUCGUGAAAUCGCGAUUCAUCUUCACUCUCUUGGCGCAAGAGUCACCAUCAAUUAUGUCUCGAGCUCAUCAAAAGCUGAACUCUUAGUGCAAGAACUAAACGACUCAUCUCAACCAAAGUCAGCGAUCGCAGUUAGAGCAGAUGUGUCUGACCCGGACGAAAUCAACAACUUGUUUGAUCAAACAGAACAAGAGUUCGGAUCUAAAGUUCACAUCGUCGUGAAUUGUGCAGGUGUUUUGGAUCCAAAGUAUCCAUCUUUAUCCGAGACUACACUAGAAGAUUUCGACAAAACAUUCACAAUAAACACAAGAGGGUCUUUCUUGUGUUGCAAGGAAGCAGCUAAAAGGGUUAUGAGAGGAGGUGGUGGAAGAAUCAUUAUGAUGUCUACAUCAAUGGUUGGUGGUCUAGCCCCUGGUUAUGGAGUUUACGCAGCAUCAAAGGCCGCUGUGGAGACAAUGGUGAAAGUGUUGGCAAAGGAGCUAAAGGGAAGCCGGAUUACGGCGAAUUGCGUGGCGCCAGGACCGGUUGCGACAGAGAUGUUUUUUGCCGGAAAGAGCGAUGAAAUGGUGAAGAUAUGCUUGCAGGGGCUUGUCCUAUGGGGAGGAUCGGUGAGUCAAAGGAUAUUACCGAGAUUGUUGGGUUUUUGGCCGGUGAUGGUGGGGAAUGGAUCAAUGGUCAAGUUAUUAGAGCCAAUGGAGGCUUUGUUGUCUAGAAAAUGAAGAACUAACAAUGAAAUUUGAUGUUGUCU